AUUGGGAAUAAAUUAAAGAACAAAAUAUUUUUGUACGCGUUAUUUUGAAAAAAAAACAUAUCGUGUAACUAAAACGAAGGAAGGAAGGGUUGUUAGAUGGAAUAUAUAUAACGAUCAAUGUCUGUCUAUCUAUCAAUGAUUUCAAAAAAGUGUUAAUUAUCUAGUUCACUAGAGAAAUGUCAUCUAUACCAUCAACUCCUCACAAGAAACGUUUAAGAGAUAUAUCAAAUAGUUUAUUAACUCCAAAGACAUCCCCAUCAAAACGUAUAAAAUCAACUAAUUUCAUCAAUGAAUCAUUACAUAACAAGAAGAAACUUGAUUUUGGUGUGACAACUCAAACUCAAUCACCCAUCCAAUUACUUACCACUCCUCCAACUACCCCUACUAAAAGACAAACCUCAAUCUACUCCCAAGCAAAAGCUUUAUUCCAAAGAAGUUCAGGUGGAACUAUAAUAUCAAAAAACGGAUUAAAUCUAGUUGGAAGAGAUCAUGAAGGAGAAUACUUGUACGAUUUCUUCAUGAAGAACUUAAUAAGUGAUAAAUGUAAUAGUUUAUAUGUUAGUGGUCCACCUGGUACUGGUAAAACUGCUCAAUUACAAAUCUCUUUCAAUCAUUUAUUAUCUAAAUUUGGUAAUAAUAAGAAUUCUAAUCCAUUUCAAGAUCAAGAUAAAUCAGUCAUAACUAUUAAUGGAAAGAAAAUCAAAUUGGUUAAAGUCAAUUGUAUGGCCAUAAAUAAUCCUGAACAUAUUUAUCAUGAAAUUUAUUGUCAAAUGGUUGAUCAAUUAUCGAUCUCAUUUAUAAAAAAGAAAACUUAUGAAGAUUUUCAACAAUUAAUGAAUACCAAUCCAUAUGAUUCCAUCGUGGUUGUAUUGGAUGAAUUGGAUUGUCUUGUCACUAAGAAUCAACAUGUUUUAUUUGAAUUGUUUUCCAAUGCUUCACCUCAAAAUUCUCAUCAAUAUAAAUCAAAAUUAGUUUUGAUUGGGAUUUCAAAUGCUUUGGAUUUAACCGAUAAAUUCUUACCUCGAUUAAAGAGAAAUGGGUAUAAUCCUUUCACAUUACAAUUCUUACCAUAUACAUCUGAUCAAAUCAAAUCAGUCAUCAUCUUAAAGUUGAAAUGUUUAUCAAACAAUGAAGAAGAAGAAGUUCCAUUGUUUAAUUCAUCAGCUAUACAAUUAUGUUGUAAGAAAUCAGCAGCUAUACUGGGAGACUUAAGAAAAUCAUUUGAUAUAUGUUAUAAAAGUAUUGAACUUGUUGAACAAGCUAUCAUUACUAAAGGAGAAGUUGAUAUCCAUACAUUAACCAUCGAUAAUUGUCCUAAGAUACUUAUCACUCAUAUAGCCAAAGUAUGUGCUUCAUCAUUUGGGGAGAAUUCAAGUACCAAAUUAUCCAACUUGAACUUAUUACAAAAGGCAGUAUUAUGCUGUUUAUUCCAUUAUCAAACUCAAAACUUACAUUCAUACAAUGAUUUAACCGUAAAUAGAUUUUACGAUUAUUACGUCAAACAUUCGUUACAAAAUGUGGAUAAAUUAAUUGGGAUACUAAAGAAAGGAGAAUUUCUCGAUAUUGUUAACGCCUUAGAAUCCACAUCUGUCGUUGUCCUUUCUGACACUAAAGAUAUGAAAAAGCAAAAGAUUGUCAAUACUGAUACUGAUAAUAAAAUCAUUAAACCUAAUAUCACUUAUGAUUUAUUAAUAAAAGGAUUAGGUGAUGUCAUUGUAUUGAAGAAAAUAUUAUAUGGAAACUAGUAUAUGUGAUCGAUAUCAUAUAUUUUCAUUUCCAACUGUAUUAUUAUUAUUAUUAAUUAGACACUUUAUAGACCCAUAAAUG
Molecule: messenger RNA, 1827 nt
Organism: Scheffersomyces coipomensis
Lineage: Eukaryota; Fungi; Ascomycota; Pichiomycetes; Serinales; Debaryomycetaceae
Gene: CDC6
Product: AAA family ATPase
Exons: 1
Coding region: 177-1745 (522 amino acids)
Biological process (GO): mitotic DNA replication checkpoint signaling; cell division; DNA replication initiation
Cellular component (GO): nucleus
Molecular function (GO): ATP hydrolysis activity; ATP binding; DNA replication origin binding
Source: RefSeq, a predicted model, not a curated record